This is a messenger RNA of Xyrauchen texanus (razorback sucker), 4002 nucleotides long. It is a transcript of the gene tubgcp2, whose product is annotated as tubulin, gamma complex associated protein 2. Gene Ontology annotation, biological process: cytoplasmic microtubule organization; mitotic cell cycle; spindle assembly. Gene Ontology annotation, cellular component: centrosome; equatorial microtubule organizing center; gamma-tubulin small complex. The record is from RefSeq and is a predicted model, not a curated record. The coding region runs from base 98 to 2752 and encodes 884 amino acids. NCBI's taxonomy places the organism in Eukaryota, Metazoa, Chordata, Actinopteri, Cypriniformes, Catostomidae. Gene Ontology annotation, molecular function: gamma-tubulin binding; microtubule minus-end binding. The transcript has 18 exons.
CAAAUCCUUCUCCACAGUUUCCGACUUCCUAUGAAUGUAACGUUGUUGUUAGUUACUCUAGGGCUUUAUCAACAGAUGUGCUGGUGUAUUUGGAGUCAUGAGUGAAUUCAGGAUUCAUCAUGAUGUUAAUGAGCUGCUCGGCCUCUUGAAUGUACGAGGUGAAGAUGGUGCGGAGGUUUAUAUAGAUUUACUUCAGAAGAACAGGACACCAUAUGUCACCUCUACAGUAUCUAUACACAGUGCCAAGGUUAAAAUCGCAGAGCACUCCAAAACACCUGAAGACUUCUUGAGGAAAUAUGAUGAGUUGAAGUCAAAGAAUGCACGUAACCUAGAUCCACUGGUGUAUCUCCUCUCCAAACUCACUGAGGAUAAAGAGACUUUGAAGUUCCUGCAGCAGAAUGCCAAGGAGAGAUCAGAGAUUUCAGCAAAUGCCACUUCAAGCACCACAUCUUACAACAUUCCUGCAACCAGCAGCAAGAUGUCUAUGCAUGAACUGGAGGAGUUACGGAAAAAGCUGGGCAACGUCACUGCCAGUACCGCUGUUCCUCAGUCUUCUGAGGUCAUUCGUAAAAUGCUGAGAGAUAGACAUAACAAGAAGAACCCCACUCAACCCAACCCUGUGUUUCCAAACUGGGUGUAUGAUCGGCCUGCACUGAUUGGUGAUUUCAUCCCUAGCCCCACCCCUGUGGGAGAUCCUGUUGUGGCUAUUGGAACAAUGCCACUUGCUUCACAAGAGCAAGCUUUGGUUGAAGACCUGCUGUAUGUGCUGAUUGGUGUAGAUGGGAGAGACAUCACUGCUCAGCCUGUGCUAGGCAGACAGAGCCGCUCCUUCAUAGUAGAUCAUUCCCUGGACAUUUCCAUCAAAGAGCUCGUCAACCGGAUAUUACCCGUCGCAUCUUGUUACUCCACUAUCACACGCUUCACUGAGGAGAAGUCAUCAUUUGAGUAUGGUCAAGUGAAUCAUGCCCUGACUGCAGCUAUGAGGACCCUGGUGAAGGAAUAUCUCAUCCUGAUAACACAGCUUGAGCAUCUUCACAGACAGGGCAUGAUCUCCCUGCAGAAGCUCUGGUUCUACAUUCAGCCCACCAUGCGCACCAUGGAAAUCCUGGCCUCCAUCGCCACCUCUGUUGAUAAGGGUGAGUGUAUGGGUGGGUCAACAUUAAGUCUGCUUCAUGAUCGUACGUUCAAUUACACCGGAGACAGCCAGGCUCAAGAGCUCUGCCUUUACCUAACCAAAGCAGCCAGCGUCCCGUACUUUGAAAUACUGGAGAAGUGGAUCUAUAGGGGCAUCAUUAAAGAUCCUUACAGCGAAUUCAUGGUUGAGGAACAUGAGCUGCAAAAAGAGAAGAUUCAGGAGGAUUACAAUGAUAAAUACUGGGAUCAGAGAUACACUAUCGUCCAGCACAGGAUUCCAGCCUUUCUGCAGAAAAUGGCAGAUAAGAUAUUAAACACAGGGAAGUAUCUGAAUGUAGUGCGAGAGUGUGGCCGUGAUGUCACCUGUCCAGACGCCAAAGAAGUUCUUUACACUCUCAAAGAGAGAGCGUAUGUGGAGCAGAUUGAGAAAGCAUAUUAUUACGCCAGUAAAGUUCUGCUCGACUUCCUGAUGGAGGAAAAGGAGCUUGUUUCACGCCUGAGGUCGAUCAAGCAUUAUUUCUUAAUGGAUAAAGGAGACUUCUUUGUGCAUUUUAUGGAUCUGACGGAGGAGGAGUUGAAAAAGCCGGUUGAUGACAUCAUCCCUCCACGCCUGGAGGCCCUUCUGGAGCUGGCUCUGAGGAUGAGUACUGCAAACACAGACCCCUUCAAAGAUGAUUUAAAGAUUGACCUGAUGCCUCAUGAUGUCAUCACCCAGCUGUUGCGCGUUCUCGCCAUAGAUACCAAGCAAGAGAAAGCCAUCAUUAAUGCAGAGCCAACAGAGGUCUCACUCAGUGGAUUAGAGGCUUUCUCCUUCGACUACAUCGUCAAGUGGCCACUUUCACUCAUAAUUAACCGGAAAGCCUUGACGAGAUACCAGAUGCUGUUCAGGCAUAUGUUCUACUGCAAGCAUGUGGAGAGGCUGUUGUGUAAUGUGUGGAUCAGCAAUAAAGCAGCUAAACAGUAUUCACUACACUCUGCUAAAUGGUUUGCCGCAGCGUUUGCAUUAAGACAGCGAAUGCUUAACUUCGUUCAGAACAUUCAGUACUACAUGAUGUUUGAGGUUAUGGAGCCUACGUGGCACAUCAUGGAGAACAACCUGAAGUCUGCAUCCAACAUUGAUGAUGUGCUGUGUCAUCACACCAGUUUCCUGGAUAACUGUCUGAAGGACUGUAUGCUCACCAACCCUGAACUGCUCCGGAUCUUCUCCAAACUCAUGUCUGUCUGUGUCAUGUUCACCAACUGCAUGGAGCGUGUCACCCAGAGCAUAAGGAUAGACAGCGAGAUUAAACGUCUAACCCUUGAGCAUGGCACCAUGGAGGGCUCUCUAGCCCCAAGCAAACGAACUGAAGAGGCUGAGAAAAAGAGACUGGCCUCUAAAUUCUUGGCUGAGCACGUGGAUGCCCUGCAGUCUGACUCAGGGUUUGAGGGGACCAUCAGUAAGUUUGACAGUAACUUCAGCACUUUAUUGCUGGAUCUUUUAGAUAAGGUCAGCAUUUACAGCACCAACGACUGUGAACACAGCAUGAUCAACAUCAUCUACAGGCUGGACUUCAAUGGGUUUUACACAGAGAGACUGGAGCGAAUGGCCAUUGAGAGGAGCCAGAAGUCUGCUGCAUAGCAUCAUCAAACAUAAAGAACAUGAAUGACAUCAGCAAUAAGGAAAUUGUGUUUUUAAAGUGUAGUGAGGCGGCCUUUCAAAAUGUAUUGCUUCGUAACUAAAUAAAACCUUGUCUUGUUUGAACAGUUUCUCACUCCCAUUCAAAUGUAAUUAAUUGUCUUUUUUUAUAUUGUAAACCCAAUAAAACACAAAAGAAAAUGUUUAGUUUGAUCUCUUAUUCUCUAUUUUCCUUAAUCUAUUUCUUAUUCUAAAUACAGUUGUUAUUUUAAUAAGCUUUUUUCAGUAAGGAGAGAUGGAGUCUUUAUGUGAUUAUUAUGUAGAUGAUACUUUAUGCAGUGACUUAAUCAGUAGCUUACAAUUAUUACGUGGAUAAAACUAUUUUUGCAUAUUAUUUACACUUAACCGUGUGUAUUUUUACAGAAUGCUCCUUGUCUUGUCUGUACACUAGAACUUGUGUAAUAAUAUUUUGUUCUAUUGUAUACUGGAAUAUAGCUGGAAUUAACUAAAUUAAGCCUGCCAUUUUUUGUACUGUAUGAACACAUUUCUUUUUUCCUUCUUGAAAGUCUUUCUAAGAUGCCACUGAUUACAAAAAGUCUUGAGUUUGGGAGAGAAUUCUGUGUGUCUUCAGCAAGUUGUGACAUUCAACGUGCAAAUUCUUUCCUGCCAAAACUGUUGUGUUAUUGUCCAGGGUGUCAGUAACUUGUAUGUAUAGUUAUUGCAUGCAUAUGCAUAUAUAAAUAUGUAUUAUUUAAUGGCUUUAACCCUUAUGUUGUGUUCUGGUGAUUUUGUCGACCCAUUUUACUUAAUCCAAUUUGAAUAAAAUUCCUUGACUUUGUUCACAUGGUAUCUGAAUACACAACAAAAUUUGUACCAUUUUCUUUAUAUUUUUUGGGUUUUAUUUCAUGUUUUACACUUGUGUUCCCGGUCAAAAAUGACCGGCCAUUGGAAAUGAAUGGAUUAGACUACUAAAUACAGUAGUAUUACAUGUUAACAUAUAACAUGUGUUCAGAAGAAUCACUAUUCUUUAGAUGAGCACAAAUGUUUGUGUUUGCACACACACUCACUCACACAAUGUGUGUUGUGUGCCCUUUUGUGCAUUGUCUUUCCUUGUACACUCUUUGAGGAGUAUUUCAAGCUAUCCUUAUCGUAUUUGUUGCGUUUGGGCUCGUUUGAAUCAGGAUAGUCUGCUGUAAGUUACGAUACAACAUUGUCUAUGUUUUAUGUAUGUUUCAGGAAGUAAUAAAGAAAAA